AUGAAUAAUAUCGGAAUUUCCUUUCAAAACAAUGUACUCUUACUUGACUUCAGCAAGAUUGGAAAAGUCAUGAUGAUGUCCUUAGGAAGCAUUAAGAAAUCGUUAGAAAAUUCAAAUUUUUCGCAACUUGAUAUUACAGUUCAAAAUCAUAGUGGGAGUGAAUGGAGAGCAUUUAAAAUUCCACGAAAAGGAGAAGGACAAUCUUUUCUUCAAGUAAUGGCAAAUAAGAAAUUUAUUUCCGAAUUGGAUUUUAAUAAACAAUCAAACAGAGCUGAUACAAAUGUGAGUCAAUCGCCAAAACCUCCUACUUAUUGCAAUCCUCCUCAUCAAAGAGAAAUUUUAUGUUCAUCUACGAAAUUAUUCGGAUCAAAUCCAAAUGAAAAGCAAGAAAAAUCAUUUAAAUAUUUAAGCAUGGAUACAUACACUCUUCCUGUUUUUAAUACAAAGAAAAUCAGCACAACAACUAAUCCAAAAAGUGAUUCAUUGUGCUUAUUGAUAAGUAAAACGAGUCCAAAUAUACUUACGUUUGAUUCUUUAUAUCAUGGUGAUCAAAUUCUUUCUGAAUCUAUAUUUCCAACAGAAGUUGAGUAA
Trichomonas vaginalis G3 is the source of this 591-nucleotide messenger RNA. RefSeq lists its product as uncharacterized. The record is from RefSeq and is a predicted model, not a curated record. Lineage: Eukaryota; Parabasalia; Trichomonadida; Trichomonadidae. Bases 1 to 591 code for a protein of 196 amino acids. The transcript has a single exon.